Penicillium olsonii is the source of this 1104-nucleotide messenger RNA. The record is from the annotation of a GenBank genome assembly. Lineage: Eukaryota; Fungi; Ascomycota; Eurotiomycetes; Eurotiales; Aspergillaceae.
AUGGUCGAACUCAUCAACCCCCCGGAGACUCGUCAACUGCUCCCUCCCCUCCUUGCGUGCCUGCCUCUCGCCUUCGUCUCGCCACGUGCACCCCCAGCUCUGCUCCCACUCCUCUCCCCCAUUCUACGCCAAAGAGUCGGUGUCCUCAGCUCACUCUCCACAUCCGCCACCGAAUCAUGGCUACAACUACUCUGCUGGGAUACCGAUAAAGCGGAGCGCCUGCGGGCGAUCAUCGACGGUGCCACAUUCGAACCCCACCCCGUUUCAGGCGAGAUCGAGCUCCCCGAUGAGCUCCCCGUGACAUACAAGCGGGUGGAUGACGAGACACUCAAGGCCCAGGUGCCUCUGCAUGAUUAUAGCAUUACAGUAGUCUACCUCUGGUGCCCGACGGACGAGGAGGGAGGCGGUCGUGGCUGGCGGGUCGCCGAGCUUCUGCCGCGCGAAGGCCCAGCGGAUGAUGACAACACCUGGGCGAUCUCUAUUGGCGAGGCCAACUUCCAGGCCAAGGAUCAGUCCGGGGCCAGUGUCUUAGAUGACAAAGUCCAAGACAACGGCAUGGAGGACGAUGAUGAUGAUGAUGACUACUGGGCUCAGUACGAUGCUACACCCGGGUCCAAGACCCCGGCGCAGCCUGCCGGCUCCUCGAAGCUGGGUCCCUCGGGCCUGUCUGAGCAGUCGUACUUCUCACAGUAUGGUGACGUCCAGCCUGCCAUGGACAAUCAUGAUCCCGGCGAGGAACAACCGGAGGUCGGUCCGUCCUCUCUCAAUGGGGAUAUGCUGGCAAACUUGCUGCGCCGACAGGUCAAUGGAGAUUCGACAGAGGAGGCCCGGACUAACGGAUACUCUGCGGGCCAAGUCCCGGAAAGUGCUGCGCAGGCUUUGAAUCAUCCUCGACCGGGCUCAAUCUCUUCUGGCAGCUCAGUGGCCAGACUGGAAAAGGAGGCAGAGAGCCAAUCGACAUACGAAGUUGGUGUGAAGCAGCACAUUGGUACCAGUAUCAAGAGUCUGUUCCGCCUGGCCAAGGCCACCGGAAUGCCUCGCGCAGAGUUCCAGUCGCUGGUCUCGACGGAGUUGGAGCUUUUGGACAUUACGGAUGACGAGUAA